Alternaria burnsii is the source of this 2640-nucleotide messenger RNA. RefSeq lists its product as uncharacterized. Bases 1 to 2640 code for a protein of 879 amino acids. The transcript is spliced from 6 exons. The record is from RefSeq and is a predicted model, not a curated record. Lineage: Eukaryota; Fungi; Ascomycota; Dothideomycetes; Pleosporales; Pleosporaceae.
AUGGCGGAAGUGGUAGGCACGGUCGCUGCUGUCGUCCAGUUCGUGGACGUAGCUCUUCGUCUUUCAUCUUGUCUAGAACGUUUCUGCUCAGACGUGCGCAACGUGCCGCGUCGUUUUCUUCAGCUGCAGAUCGACCUACGUCAACAAAUCGAGAUUGCGCAGCACAUACAGAAUGAUCAUGUACCCGGGUUUGCGACAACAAUAUCGUCCUCGACGCUUGACGCGCCCCUACUCGAGUACAUCAAUCUUUCUGACGAGUUAAGCAAGAUGUUGGAAGGACUGCUCGCUCAAGGAAGAAGUGGCAAACAUUUGCGAUCGACUGGAACAAAGGGAAGCAUCUUCUCCAUCUGGUUGAGCGCAGCGAAUAUCAAGCUGUCGUCAGAAACUGCGGCGACUACCGAUAGAGUGAGACUCGAGGUUGGAGAGACAUUGACUCUAGUGAAGACAGUCGACAAGACAUUGAGCACAACUGAACACAGUGCAGCACAGCUACUACCUCACGUCGAACAGAUCGACCGAAACGUAUCGGCUACCUCCGAAAAAGCCGAACGAAUGAUACAAGACCUCCAGUAUCUGAAGUCUCAGUCUACGAGUCUUUUGACAGAUCGGGGUGUGAGUAUAACAGCACAGGAGUCAAGCCGUCAGAUGACGGCAAUGAUUCGCUCAAACACCGAGCAAAUACUUCAGGCCAUCGAGAAGCUGGGCUCCGAUUUGAACAGAAUCUCAGAACAGAGCCUUGAGAUCACCAUGCAACUCGUCCCUCCGUCCUGGCUACUUCCUUAUGCUAUCAACAUCGGCACUCACACCAUCACGCGCAUAUUCGUUCGCUUCCCCGCGAUCUUCUCACGCCCUGGAAAUGAAUAUAUCAGCCUCAUUCGGUUCUUGCUAGAGAGUGGUGCCGAUCCCAAUAUUUUGAGGACCUCGUCCACGAAUAGGAAUGAUCUGUUAGAGUUCGGCGACGUCGAAGGCACUACAUGCGACUUACUUACAAGACCUAUCGCGUUUCGGACAUCGACAUCAACGUCUGCUGGUUUGUCAGAGCUUCUGAGUAUUCUCGAACUGAUUACAGAUGCUGGGGGUCACACUUCGAAACCCUUCGCAUAUGAGGACAUACACCCAGCCUACAGAUGCGUCAAUCUUUGUCAGGAGACCCAGUACCUGAAGUACUUUGAGGAUCAAAUUGAUAUGUGGGACCUUGGCGAUCUUGUACCGAUGAUCCUACAGCGACAAGAGGACCAAUUUCAGCGGGUCGUACAAAAAGCUAAAUUAUCAACUCUGAAUCAUGGGUCUUCUGUCAACGGGCUUGCUCCGAUUCAUUUCGCAGUCUUAUGGCCGACAGGGCUGAGAAUUCUGCUUAGCAGAGGUGUAUAUGUGAAUCCCGAAGAUACGUACGGCCGACAGCCUAUACAUCUUGCCGUGGCGCUAGGCAUAUCCGAAUCCGUUCGAUACUUGCUCAGCGCUGACUGUGGACUCUUUACUCCACCGCACGACCGUAGCUUGUUCCAGUAUGCAUUGGUGUUGCCGAGUCCGCAACGGUCAGAGAUCUUGCACUUGCUAAUCCCCGCGCUCAUCGAACGUCACACCCGCCUCAUGGAUAUGGCAGAUAUGUUCUUGCCGUUCUCCAUCCUUUCCAAGCUGGAACUGGCAUCUGGGCAGCGAAAUGAACAAAGUGCACCAUCGAUAAUAGAGGCGUUAAUAUCGCACGGUGUCGAUGUUCCUCAGGCUUUAGAUCUAGAUGGAAAGAGCUUUUACAACUUUUCAGACAUGAAGGAGAACAUACAGCUGGUACCUGAAACUGCAAAUGCAUUGUGGAAUGCAGGAUUCCAGAAUAUUGAUACGCCUGACCAAAAUGGUAUGACACCGUACCUGCAAAGUUGGUUUUGCGCCAAUUUUGAAAUGGUAGAUUGGUUCAUACAAAGAGGGGUGUCCAUAAGUUCGCAACAUAGAGACGCCCCUCUGACUGCGCUACACGUUUAUGCAAAGAGGCUGGAAUAUCCGGGUGGAGCCUUCGCAUACAACAUCGACGCAGUACCCACGGAUCCAUACUAUAUGGAAGUAAUUCAAAAGCACCUAGAGAUACCAUAUGACGACUGCAUAUGCGAGUGUUCUCUUGGAGGGUGCUCACCUGUCAAGUUCUUCCUUGGAGGCCAUGAUUACCUAUUUGGGUUCACGCGAGGAGAGCAAAUUCGGAAAUGGAUCGAGAAUGUUAAUCCACCGGCACCACUACUACGACAGUACAUCUAUGAAUGCACACGAUUCAUAUUGUUCGAGUUCUUGGGCGGAGAGCAUACUUGCUGCUCUCUUGGGCAAAAGUGUUCUGUGGAACACAACGUACCUCAAGAAAAGCCUAUUCGGAACAGAUGGAUGGAGCGAGUCGACAACAUUCACGAGCAGUUGAAUGACCACCACAAGCUCUGCGAGAACAAAAUACCGACACCUCAGCGCAAGAGUUUGCAAGCCUUGAAAGACCUAGACUUCUUUCAAGCGACUUUAGACUCUGCGAUGUCGCAUUACGACGAAAUGGACCGGCCUGAUACGAUGCCAGUCGAGACACAGGUGUUCCAGUAUAUCAACUGGCUUCUAGCGGAAAGACACUUGGAAGUCGAUGUGAGCUACGACUGUCAACACGACUUAAGCUGA